AGAUGGAAAACGAGAGGUACGAAGGACGAAGAUGUAAUAACGUGGUCCUGAAGAAAGGACCGUGGUCACCUCUCGAAGAUCAAAAGCUUCUUUCUUACAUUCAUCUACACGGCCAUGGUUCCUGGGCUUCUCUUCCUUCUAAAGCUGGUCUGAAGAGAUGUGGGAAAAGCUGCAGAUUAAGGUGGACUAAUUACUUGAGGCCUGAUAUUAAGAGAGGCAAAUUCAACUUACAAGAAGAAGACACCAUUAUUCAACUCCAUGCCCUUGUUGGCAACAGAUGGUCGGCCAUAGCAGCACACUUGCCAAAAAGGACUGGAAACGAAAUAAAGAAUCAUUGGAACACUAAUCUGAAAAAGAAAAUGAUUAAAAUGGGUCUUGACCCGGUGACCCAUAUGCCCAUUAACCACCGGCUCGGCUGUGCUCAACCAAAAGAUUUCGCCAAUCUUUGCCACAUGGCUCAGUGGGAGAGCGCUCGGCUCGAAGCCGAAGCCAGGCUCGUCCGCCGCCAGUUCACAGCUCUACCACCACCUCCACCGCCGCCGCCGUGUUUCGACGUACUCAAUGCAUGGGAAUGUGAAACGACCGGCGGGACACUUAACUGCUUUUUCGCCGGCGGCAGCAGCCUUCAGUCCCCGGCGCCGUUCCCAGCUUUCGGUGAAGAACUAGCCGUUGAGGACGUGGAUGAUGGCGGUGGGGCCAAGGGCAUAAUGGACAUUUCGGAGGAGCUCUACGGCGACGGCGUUACCCCUGGUGUUGUUGAUGAUUCCCUAGGGUUUCCGAGAUUUACGCCGGC
Erythranthe guttata (spotted monkey flower) is the source of this 793-nucleotide messenger RNA. RefSeq names its product transcription factor MYB106. The record is from RefSeq and is a predicted model, not a curated record. Lineage: Eukaryota; Viridiplantae; Streptophyta; Magnoliopsida; Lamiales; Phrymaceae.